This is a messenger RNA of Penicillium angulare, 573 nucleotides long. RefSeq lists its product as uncharacterized. The record is from RefSeq and is a predicted model, not a curated record. The coding region runs from base 1 to 573 and encodes 190 amino acids. Gene Ontology annotation, biological process: protein transport. The transcript has a single exon. NCBI's taxonomy places the organism in Eukaryota, Fungi, Ascomycota, Eurotiomycetes, Eurotiales, Aspergillaceae.
AUGGCCGAACAACGGGCCGACAUGAGCGACGUAGCCGCAGAGGCUGCCGCCGACUUCUUCCAUCAGGUCUUCGGCGUGGUUAUCGAAGCUGCCAAGCGUUUCUACCGAAAUGUCUAUAACUCUGUCGCUGACGCGGGAAGCAUGAGCACACGCCGCUGGGCAAAGGUUAUUGGCUCUGUGGUAUUCUACAUCAUCAUCCGUCCAUACAUCGAAAAGUUCUUCAAAUACCUACACGACCGUCAACGUGCCCAGGAGAAGGAGAAGAAGGAGAAGGAGAAGGCUGCGCGCGGUGGCAAGAAGGCGAAGGUGUCUGCCAAUUCUCUUCGUGGAGGUGGUGACAGUGGCAAGGUGUUGGGUGAGGUGGAUAACACGGAUGAUGAGUUGGAAGAUGGAGAGGAGAAUCUGGCUCAGGCUAGUGGUGUGCCUGAGUGGAACAAUAUGGCUCGCAAGCGUCAGAAGAAGUACAUUAAGAACUUGCGCAAGCAAGGUCAGCAGGCGGACGAGUUCUCUGAGGAACAGAUUAUGGAGAUGUUGGAUUGGAGUGACGACGAGGAGGAGAAGAAGGCUGCUUGA